AUGCUUUCACAAAGAUUAAUAAAGAGUGUCUUCACUCGUCAUCCAAUAAUCAAUCAAUCAUAUAGAUCAUUUGCCCAUGUUUCAAAUGAAGAACAAUCAACAGAAACACAAAACACAACCCCAAUAAAACCAAAAAAAAGAAGAAGAACUAUAUUUUCAGAUAAUUUAAAUGCAGGUCCAUCAUUUGAUGAUUUUAUUAGUGGGAAAGCUGCAAAGCAAGUUGUUGAUCCAAUUGAAGCUGCAAGAGUUGACCCAAAGGCAAAAUUACCAAGUUGGUUAAGAGUCCCAAUUCCAAAGGGUCAAUCUUUUCAUAAUUUGAAAAAAGAUGUUCGUGAAUUAAAAUUAUCAACAGUUUGUGAAGAAGCAAAAUGUCCAAAUAUUGGUGAAUGUUGGGGUGGUAAAAAAUCUGAAGCUACUGCAACUAUUAUGUUAUUAGGUGAUACUUGUACAAGAGGUUGUAGAUUUUGUUCCGUGAAAACAAAUAGAAAACCUGCUGCUCCAGAUCCGAUGGAACCUGAAAAUACUGCUGAAGCUAUUGCAAGAUGGGGGUUAGGUUAUGUUGUUAUGACUACUGUUGAUCGUGAUGAUUUAUCUGAUGGUGGUUCAAAUCAUUUAAGUGAAACUGUUCAAAAAAUUAAACAAAAAGCUCCACAAAUUUUAGUUGAAGUGUUGAGUGGUGAUUUUAGAGGUGAUCCUGAAAUGGUUAAAAUUUUAGCAAAAUCUGGUUUAGAUGUUUUCGCUCAUAAUAUUGAAACUGUGGAAGAAUUAACUCCUCAUGUUAGAGAUAGAAGAGCUACAUUCCGUCAAAGUUUAAAAGUUUUACAAACUGCUAAAGAAACAGUUCCAACCUUGAUUACAAAAACUUCAAUGAUGUUAGGUCUUGGUGAAACUGAUGAACAAAUCUUAGCUGCCCUUAAGGAAUUAAGAAAUAUUAAUUGUGAUGUUGUUACAUUUGGUCAAUAUAUGAGACCAACAAGACGUCAUAUGAAAGUUGCUGAAUAUGUUACCCCUGAAAAAUUUGAUCAUUGGAAACAAGUUGCCUUGGAUAUGGGUUUCUUAUAUUGUGCAAGUGGUCCAUUAGUUAGAUCUUCUUAUAAAGCUGGUGAAGCAUUUAUUGAAAAUGUAUUAAGGAAAAGACAAAACCAAAUUACAAAUAAUGAAAUUUCAAAUGAACAAGUUUUACAAUCAAGUAUAUAA
Hansenula ciferrii is the source of this 1197-nucleotide messenger RNA. It is a transcript of the gene LIP5, whose product is annotated as lipoate synthase. Bases 1 to 1197 code for a protein of 398 amino acids. Gene Ontology annotation, molecular function: lipoate synthase activity; 4 iron, 4 sulfur cluster binding. NCBI's taxonomy places the organism in Eukaryota, Fungi, Ascomycota, Saccharomycetes, Phaffomycetales, Wickerhamomycetaceae. The record is from RefSeq and is a predicted model, not a curated record. The transcript has a single exon. Gene Ontology annotation, biological process: lipoate biosynthetic process. Gene Ontology annotation, cellular component: mitochondrion.